Molecule: messenger RNA, 642 nt
Organism: Cryptococcus wingfieldii CBS 7118
Lineage: Eukaryota; Fungi; Basidiomycota; Tremellomycetes; Tremellales; Cryptococcaceae
Exons: 1
Coding region: 1-642 (213 amino acids)
Source: RefSeq, a predicted model, not a curated record
AUGCCAUUCUCAUUCUUCGCCCCCCCACACACCGCCCGCCCCUCCCCCUCCUCUGAACACUCGGAAUUCUUCUUCCCCGAGUACCCCGCUUUCGAUUUUGACGGCCAUCUCUCGGCUGCUGGCGGUCUGGACGAACGGCGCGAGAGUGCCGAGUCUGCUUCGAGUAGCGGCUCGGAUGAGACCGAGGCGGAUGGUGAUGAGGAGCAUGAUGGGGAUGGAAGGAUAAGCGGGCAGAGGAAGGAGGCUACAUCGACACCGACAUUCACUAGGCCCUCACCAUCGCGUUCAUUCUCUCACCCCGUCCACGCGCCUGUAUCUUCCCGGGCUACCCGUCCUCGCGGACUCACACCCCUCACCCCCAUCAACCCGCACCUCUCCUCCUCCUCCUCCUCCUCCUCUUCUUCUUCUUCCUCUUCCUCAUCAACAUUCAUCAACCCCCUCCGCCCCUCCGGGCCCAAAGCCCAACCCCUCGCCCGCGCACUCUUUGCACGUAUGGCCGAAGGCCAGGGUCUUCCCGCUCUGGGUGGGGCAGGGGGAGUAGGGAAAGGAGGGAAGAAGCCGCAGAAGAUGGUUGUACCGUCGAAAGCGUUCAAGACGAGUUUUACGUUGGAUAUGAGUGCGAGCGAGUUGGCUAGGCGAUAA